AUGCUUGGAUCGCAGGGAGAGAGCGCGCGCGCGAUGACAGAUCGACAGGAGCACUUCCGCCAGGGUUGCGCAAGAGGUCGUGAGGCACGCAUCCCCUUGCACCCCCGCCCUGCGAGCACGUUCUUAUUGACGAAGGCUGAGGACCCGCUGGAUGCACCAAUGAGGGAUCCUGAAGUACCACCCACAACCGUGAAAAACAUCGUCCCGGCUUCAGCUCCAACGGCCCCAGUUUCACCCAAUUGGACUCAGCUGUCAGACGGUCUACGAGCUCUCAUCUCUACCACGGAUUCUCUUCCAAUCAAUGUUGUCCCCCUGCGAUACUCGUCUAUGCAUCAUAAGCCACUUCAGCUGCAUGGACAAAAGCUCAAGCGCAGUAUCGAGAAUGGCAGCAUUCGGGGGCUCCGAUACAAUGCCAGCAACCAAACUGUAGAGCUCGAGGAGACGCCAAUUGCAAGCGUGAGGGAAGCUAAAGCACCUGUCCAAACCACGGGCAAGACAACCCCAACGACAAAAAAAGCAGCUGCAGCCAAGACAGCCCCGUCAAACCCUGGCUCGCCCGAUUGGACGCACCUCUCAAGAAGCCUACAAGCGCUGGCAAUCGCCAAAGGGCCACUCUCACUCUCUGAAGUCGGCCAGGCGUACAAGUCCAAGUAUAACAAUACUCUCGACUUGCGUGGCCACGAUCUGAGAGCCAGUCUCGUCAGUGGUGACCUGCAGGGGGUUCGAUACAACGCGAGCACCGGUAAGCUCGAGAUCGAUGCCACGCGGGGGGGGGCUACCCGGACAACGAAAUCGCCAGCCGCACUCCAGCCGGCAAAGCAGCGAACCCGAAAAGAAACUGCCGCAGCAAAGAGCCAUGCUGCCGUCGAGGGUCAGACGCGACCCGACUCGGACUUUAGCGAACGCCAACGAUCGGCGCCGGUCACAGAGGAGACUUCCGCCCCGACCCAACCCCCCUACCUCCUGAUCGACAGCUCGAGUUCUUACAAUACGGCACUGGCUACCCUUUCUCUCGACGGAGCUCUCGGUCGCACCUUGCAGCAGGUCUGCAUGGGGAGCAUGGUAGUAGUGCACCUCAGCGGGCGCCAGCUUGGGUCUGAACACGGAUCUAUUUCGCUCAUCAAGGUCGUGGGAAAAAUAUCGCGUCCGCCGGUCCUCUUUGACGUUGUGGAGCUCAGCAAGACUAAGACUCGCCAGAACUUGUUGCUCAAUAAGCUGUCCCCGCUGUUCGCAGACCAGCGGUCGACAAAGGUGGUGUACGACUUCAGCAACAGCGCGAUUGCCUUGCGGCGUCAGUUUGGCGCGGGGUUCACGAUUGGUAGAAUCCUGGACCUCCAGCUGGCCUUUGAAGCUCUCCACGGGCGCUUCGGUGCGGAUGUCGUGACAGUCUUGAGAGCUUUCGGGCAGCAGGUUUCCUACAGCGACGCCGCCUUCAGGGCACUCAGCUGUGAAGAAGCGUCAACCAUGAGGCGACCUAUUGACACGACAACAUUGGGCUUGGCGGCACAGCCAGUCUUAUCGCUUGCCAAGGUCACGGAAAGCGCCGUCUUGAGUCUGUCCAAGAAAAGGCAAAAGGACAUCGUGCUGGAAGCUUCUCAGGCCAGAGAGAAGGUCGGGCUAUCGGCUCCUUCGGGACAGGCGCUGUCCUCGAACGCGACACCGGCUGUCAUCGGCGACAACGACCCCACGUACGUCCCAUUGUCGGGCCUAGAAUUGGGGGAGCAGCUUCGCGUCCGAUGCAAAAUGUAG
Molecule: messenger RNA, 1749 nt
Organism: Ectocarpus siliculosus
Lineage: Eukaryota; Phaeophyceae; Ectocarpales; Ectocarpaceae
Source: the annotation of a GenBank genome assembly